GGGGAGGGGAGCACCCAGCUGUUUCAGCAGACGACGCAACCUGCAACACACACACACGCACGCCACAAUGCCCGUCCUGGGACCUUUAUACAGUGUGUGUUUCGCCCGGGUGAGGCUAAGGUCGCACAUUAAGGUCAAGAAGCUCAUAGGAAUGUGCAGUAGCCAGAGGAGGAGAUAUAGUCAAGAACACCUCCAGAAAUGUUACGAAGACCACCGAGCGCUGUGGGAGAGUGAGUGUUGUAAGAAAUUGCCAGAGAAUGUCAAUCCAAGAUCUGUGUUUGCUUGUAACGAACUUGAUCUGCGAGAUGUUUCAGUGUACGGCUUUGACUAUGACUAUACACUGGCCAACUAUGAGCCAGCUGUGGAACACUUGAUAUACGAACUCGGAAAGAAUGUACUCGUCUCUAAGUAUAGAUAUCCAGAGGAAAUUAAAUCGCUGAAAUAUAACAGAGAGUUUGCAGUCCGUGGCCUCCACUAUGAUAUCGAGCACGGCCUUUUGAUGAAGCUGGACCAGUUUCAGCAGAUCCAGCAGGGCUCCAUUUACCAUGGCCUCACACCUGUCAGCCAAGAGCAGGUCCUUAAGACAUAUGGUGGCAGAUCCCUGCCAUUACAUUACGUGGAGGGCCAUUUGCGUGGGGCCUCGGUUUUCCAAGUUGAUGUGAUCCUGGACUGUGCCUUUUUGCCAGGAACUUCGCGGGACACAAAAAUGGCACAUCUGGCAGACCUCUUCUCCCUGCCUGAGAUGUGUCUACUAAGCCAAGUUGCGCAAUACUUCAUGGACCACAAUCUACAGUACCACUCCGUCCCUCUCUUCAAUGACGUGAAGGCAGCCAUUGCGAGCAUCCACCCGGAGAUGCACCGUAUUGUGGGUCGGAAUAUCAGCGAAUACCUAAUCAAGGACCCCGAUCUCGUUACCUUUUUCCAGAGAUUAAAAGAGAAUAAUAAAGAGAUCUUCAUUAUUACCAACAGCCCCUUUUAUUUUGUAAAUGCAGGUUUGUCAUACCUCCUCGGAGAAGACUGGCGAGAGUUCUUCGACGUUGUGGUGGCCAGCGCAAAAAAGCCAGCAUUUUUCACAGAUAGCAUGAGACCCUUCCGUGAGCUAAAUGAGGAAAUCCAUACACAAACAUGGGGUCCAGUGACGCAGUUAGAGAAGGGCAAAAUUUAUUUGGAGGGAAACCUAAAACGCUUGCAAGAGCUGAAGGGUUGGCAAGGGCAGGAGGUCCUUUACUUUGGCGAUCAUCCAUACAGUGACUUGGCUGACGUGUCCCUAAAUCACGGCUGGAGAACCGGAGCAAUCCUUUGGGAACUGGACUACGAGAUACAGUGUCUAAACUCGGAUGACUACAAGAAAAUGAGUGGAUGGCUGAUGAUCCUUCAGAGCUUGAUAGAAAGCAGCCAGGAUUUUGAGGAUGAAGAAUCUCGUAAGAUGAUCGAGAAGUGGGAGGAAGAGCGAGAUCAGUUAAGGAAGAAGACCAAAGAGCUGUUCAACCCUCACUUUGGCAGUGUCUUCCGAACCCAUGACAAUCCCACAUACUUCUCACGGCGUCUCUUCCGCUUUGCCGACAUCUAUACCUCGCGCCUCUCCAACCUGAAUGACUAUAGCAUCAACCACACAUUUUAUCCAAGAAGAGGUGUUUUGCCACACGAGUACAAGUCACUCUUCGUCUAAGAGGGACUCACUAGGCUGUAAAGCACCAAGUGAUUGCCUCUCCCAAAGCAUUAGUUUGUCAGCAAAUGGAAGUGGAGAAAGACAAAAAAGAAAUAAAGGAUAUAGAGAAAUAUAGAUAGAGGAAUGGAGCAAGAAGAUAAAGAGAAAAGGAAAAGAAGAGGAAAAAGAGACUAAAGGUAGAGAAUAAGGAAACAUGCCAUAGAAAAUAAAAGACCUUAGAAGGGACAGAGCAAAGCAUUAACGAUAGAAUAAAAGGGGUAGACGGAAGAUAUCAGAAAUUAAAGUUUAAUUGCAAAGAGUAUUGGUGCUGUAGUUAAAGUUAGAGGGAUUUUAAUAUGAUAUAUUCUUUGUUUUAUUAUCAUUAUCAUUAGAUUUGUGUCACAAAGUGUAGAGUUAAUAAUAAUGGUAGUGGUAAUGAAUAUUGUAUUGUUAUUAUUAUGAUUAAUAUUAGUAUUUGUUAUUAUUACUACUACUAUUAUUAUUAUUAAUAUCAUUAUCAUUAUUAUUAUUUGGCCUAGUUUUAUGAUCAUGAUUAAAAAAAU
Molecule: messenger RNA, 2211 nt
Organism: Penaeus vannamei (Pacific white shrimp)
Lineage: Eukaryota; Metazoa; Arthropoda; Malacostraca; Decapoda; Penaeidae
Source: RefSeq, a predicted model, not a curated record